This is a messenger RNA of Symbiodinium sp. CCMP2456, 555 nucleotides long. The record is from the annotation of a GenBank genome assembly. NCBI's taxonomy places the organism in Eukaryota, Dinophyceae, Suessiales, Symbiodiniaceae.
AUGCAGCUGCCCCGCGCUGCAGACAUCUCCGUCUGCUUCUCCUGUGCCAAGGGCUGGGAUGGCUACCCGUUGACGCAGCCACUAAAGGGAGGCAUCGGCUUUCGCUGCUUCUGCUGUGAUAAGCACUGCUAUGGCGUGCGCUAUCAGCUUGCAGAGGACGGCCGUCUGGCUACAACAUGGGUUCCGGAAGAGGUCAGACCCGAAGACACAUCAGGCAUCCCGUGUUUGGGUGCGUGGUUGGCUGUACUGCAGCUGGACAGCUUCCUCGACAAGGCUGGGAAGAAAUUUGGGCGCUUUUGCACGAAAGCCAGGUCCCGAAUGAGUCCCGAAGCGCCGCAUAGAAUGACAAACACCCCCCCUGUUAAUACCGAGAGGGUUGCCGUUUGCAGCAUUGGCGGAUGCUGUUUUUGCGCCCCACACCUUCAACAUAAAGGUUUGUGUACAACAGUGCUGCGUCACAUUAUCAAGGCCAUCAUAUCUGUGCGUCACGUCUAUGCCAGGAAACGCCCUUUCAACGCUUUCGGUAAACAGAAAGAAGGAUGCGUAGGCUUUUAA